This is a messenger RNA of Tremella mesenterica DSM 1558, 1053 nucleotides long. RefSeq lists its product as uncharacterized. Bases 1 to 1053 code for a protein of 350 amino acids. The record is from RefSeq and is a predicted model, not a curated record. The transcript has 10 exons. Gene Ontology annotation, molecular function: DNA clamp loader activity; ATP hydrolysis activity; DNA binding. Lineage: Eukaryota; Fungi; Basidiomycota; Tremellomycetes; Tremellales; Tremellaceae. Gene Ontology annotation, biological process: DNA repair; DNA-templated DNA replication. Gene Ontology annotation, cellular component: nucleus; Ctf18 RFC-like complex; Elg1 RFC-like complex.
AUGACUCAAGAGAAAAUGGAAAUCGACUCUGAACCCAUGACCACAAAGCUCAACGCAAUGUCAACUCUCAUGGCUUCAGCUAAAGCUGAUAAUAGGGUCGAAAAAUAUAGACCGAACACUUUAGACGAAGUUGUUUCUCAUCAAGAUAUCACCAACACAAUCGAAAAGUUUAUAGAAGCUGGUCGGUUACCUCAUUUAUUGUUAUAUGGACCGCCUGGAACAGGAAAAACAUCAACUGUACUCGCUCUCGCUAGAAGACUAUACGGACCUCCAUAUCAAAAACAUAUUCUUGAAUUGAACGCUUCGGAUGAUAGAGGGAUAGAUGUGGUAAGAGAUCAGAUAAAGAGUUUCGCAAUGACCAAAGUUCUUUUUUCUAAAGGCUUCAAAUUAGUUAUACUGGACGAAGCGGACAUGAUGACCCAAGCUGCUCAAUCGGCACUACGAAGAGUUAUCGAAACACAUACAAAAAACGUCCGAUUUUGCAUUCUAUGCAAUUACGUCAAUAAAAUCACCCCCGCUAUUCAAUCCCGUUGUACCAGAUUCCGCUUUUCACCUUUGCCGGAGAAAGAGGUGCAGCGGAAAGUAGAUGAUGUGGUGGAGAAAGAGGGGGUCAACCUGACUGAUGAUGGACGUGCGGCAUUGCUCAAAUUAUCAAAAGGGGAUAUGCGUCGAGCAUUGAAUGUCUUACAGGCCUGUCACGCCGCAUAUGACAAAAUCGACGAGAUGGCGGUUUAUACUUGCACUGGAAAUCCUCAUCCGAGAGAUAUCGAAAGAGUCGUACAGAGUAUGAUGGCGGAUGAAUUUGGGACUUCUUAUUCUUUAAUCACCUCUUUGAAACUAGAAAAGGGUUUGGCAUUACAAGAUCUUAUUUCUGGAGCAUACGAUUUCCUUCAAACUAUUGAGAUGCCUCCUUCUGCAAGAGUAUAUCUCUUGGAUCAUUUAGGUUCGUGCGAACAUCGAUUAUCUCUCGGAGGAUCAGAAAAGAUGCAACUCACAGCUCUUUUGGGCGCUUUCAAAAUUGCCGUAGAACUUUCACACAAGGCGAAAUCGUAA